This is a messenger RNA of Pygocentrus nattereri (red-bellied piranha), 3011 nucleotides long. RefSeq names its product E-selectin-like. The transcript is spliced from 18 exons. Lineage: Eukaryota; Metazoa; Chordata; Actinopteri; Characiformes; Serrasalmidae. The record is from RefSeq and is a predicted model, not a curated record. Gene Ontology annotation, cellular component: membrane. The coding region runs from base 16 to 2712 and encodes 898 amino acids. Gene Ontology annotation, biological process: negative regulation of complement activation, classical pathway; cell adhesion.
UAGGCAUGAGCCAGGAUGGAGGUGGAGCACUUAUUUAAACACAGCAUCACAGCAGCUCUGAGCUCAGAACCAGAAAGUUCUCUGACUGAGAUGCAUCACCUGUAUUCUGAUAUAUUAAACACAGAUGAAAGGAUUGCAUCGCUGACAAUGGACUUUGACAAGACUCACAGAUCAAUGUUCUCCUUUAUCCUCCUCUUUUUAAUGCUACCUCAGUGGACCCCAGUAGCAGGCUGGUCCUACCAUUACUCUAAUACCACCAUGAACUGGAAUACUGCUCGUCAGUGGUGUAGGGACCGCUUCACGGACAUGGUGGCCACCCAGAACCACGGCGAAAUCGACCACCUCAACACCAACCUUCCCCGAGUGAGCGGAUACUACUGGAUCGGCCUCCGCAAGAUCAACAACAGCUGGACCUGGGUGGGCACUAGCAAGAAGCUGACGGAGGAGGCCAAGAACUGGGCCAAAGGGGAGCCCAAUAACGGACGGAACAACGAAGACUGUGUGGAGAUCUACAUUAAGAGGGAAAAGGAUGAGGGCAAAUGGAACGAUGAGUCCUGCAAAAAGAAGAAGACUGCACUUUGCUACACUGCAUCCUGCAAGAAAGACUCUUGCAGCCACCAUGGAGAAUGUGUGGAGACCAUCAACAACCACACGUGUGAAUGCUUUGAGGGCUUCUAUGGAGAAGAGUGUGAGCACGUUGUGAAAUGCCAAGCAGAGGAAAUAUCUGCUCCUGAUCACGGCAGCGUCUACUGCGUCCACCCUAAUGGCAAUUUCUCGUACGAUUCUCAGUGCGAGUACACCUGCAAUGAGGGCUACCAGGUCGUCGGCUCACAAACAACACGGUGCGAAGCCUCAGCAGCUUGGUCAACCAAACCACCGACCUGUGAACUCGUCCAGUGCUCUGAUCUGACUGAGCCUCUUCACGGCACCAUGCAGUGUGAUCAUCUGCUUGGAAGCUUCAGCUAUCAGUCCUCCUGUGAGUUUAGCUGUGAGGAAGGAUACAUACUAGCAGACUCAAGCUCCAGCAAGCUGAUGUGUGAAGCCAGUGGGCACUGGAACGAUUUUCAGCCCAUCUGCGAAGCUGUUCGCUGCUCAACUCUUGAGGACCCUGCUAAUGGUAGAAUCAUCUGCAGUGGUGAAAGUUUGGGCAGCAGCUGCAACUUCAGCUGUAAUGAUGGGUUCCACCUUCAUGGGGCCCCAGAAAUUACCUGCACUGAGUCUGCGCAGUGGAGCCAGGAGAAACCUUACUGUGAAGUUGUCCAAUGCUCUGAUCUGACUGAGCCUCUUCACGGCUCCAUGCAGUGUCAGCAUCCUCUAGAAAGCUUUGGCUAUCAGUCCUCCUGUGAGUUUAGCUGUGAAGAUGGAUACACACUAACAGGAUCAAGCUCUGGCCAGCUGGUGUGUGAAGGCACUGGACAUUGGAAUGAUUCUCGGCCCACCUGUGAACCUGUUCGAUGCCCAACUCUUGAGGACCCUGUGAAUGGCAGGAUGAAAUGCAGUGGUGGUAGUUUUGGCAGCAGCUGCAGCUUCAGCUGUAAUGAUGGGUUCAACCUUCAUGGGGCGCCAGAAAUGACCUGCACUGAGUCGGCAGAGUGGAGCCAGGAGAAACCUUACUGUGAAGUCGCCCAGUGCUCUGAUCUGACUGAGCCUCUUCACGGCUCCAUGCAGUGUCAGCAUCCACUAAGACAGUUUGGUUAUCAGUCCUCCUGUGAGUUUAGCUGUGAGGAAGGAUACACACUAACAGGCUCAAGCUCUAGUCGGCUGAUGUGUGAAGCCAGUGGACACUGGAAUGAUUCUCAGCCCAUCUGUGAAGCUGUUCGCUGCCCGACUCUUGAGGACCCUGCAAACGGCAGAAUCAUCUGCAGUGGUGAAAGUUUUGGCAGCAGCUGCAGCUUCAGCUGUAAUGAUGGGUUCCACCUUGAGGGGGCGCCAGAAAUUACCUGCACCCAAUCUGCAGAAUGGAGCCAGGAGAAGCCUUACUGUGAAGUCGUCCAGUGCUCUGAUCUGACUGAGCCUCUUCAUGGCUUCAUGCAGUGUCAGCAUCCAGUAGGACGUUUCAGCCAUCAGUCCUCCUGUGAGUUUAGCUGUGAAGACGGAUACACACUAACAGGCUCAAGCUCUGGCCAGCUGGUGUGUGAAGGCACUGGACAUUGGAAUGACUCUCGGCCCACCUGUGAACCUGUUCGAUGCCCAACUCUUGAGGACCCUGCGAAUGGCAGAAUCAGCUGCGGAGGUGAUAGCUACGGCAGCAGGUGCAGCUUCAGCUGUAAUGAUGGGUUCCAACUUCAUGGGGCACCAGAAAUUACCUGCACUGAGUCUGCAGAGUGGAGCCAGGAGAAACCUUACUGUGAAGCAGUGACAUGUCCGUACCUCCAGAAGCCGGACAAUGGCCUCAUGAACUGUUCCUCUGAGGAGGCCACUGUCGGGACUUCCUGUUCCUUCAGCUGUUUAGAUGGCUACAUUCUUCUCGGCGAUGAGGUGGUGACGUGUAACUUCACCGGCGACUGGUCUGGAGCAGCAGCUGAGUGUCAAGCUCCUCCUGAGCCCCAGUUGAGCCCACCCUUGGUGACCGGCCUGACCGUAGCAGGAGGUGUUAGUUUGUCCAGCCUCGCUCUGGCUCUCUGGAUAAUGAAGAAACUCAGGCAGAAAGCUGAAAAGUUUGACCUAAGUAAAUCAGACAUUGACAGGCCUCCCCAGAGGAACCUGCAUUGACAUGGUCAGUCCUGCGUGGACGUUCCUCUUCAGAGUGAAUGAAGAAAUGAACAACAGAGUGAACACAUUGAGGUUGAUCCUUGAUCCUCUGUACUACAUUUGGAUGAAUGGACUGGACAGGACGUCACUGAUUAUUUAAAAUUCUUCUUCCUAAUGGAAGUUUUUCAUAAUGUACUGAACAUAUUGUUCUGUGUUGUUUGCAGACUUUUGAAUCUUGAAAAUAGAUGUGUGAUAUUGUCUGUAUUUUAAAAUUUUGUAUUUAAGACUUUUAUGUUUCUGAAUAGAUUUUCUACAAUUUA